AUGCUAGCUAAUCUUAAACUUCCGGAUGAUGGUAAUCCCAUGGUUGAUGGAAAAUUGGGGGAUGUUAGCUCACAUAAUCCAUCUCACACAUGUGCCACUUCCAAUGAUGAUUCGAUGGAUGGCCAACGUGGAAAGCUUGCAGUAUCUGUUCCAGAUCAUCACAUCAAAAUGGAUAGAAUUGACGAUGCCAACUCAUCUCUGAAAACCAACAAUAUUUUGCUGCAAUCUUCAAGAGCAUUUUUAUUCACAUCUCACACCUUCCCCUCCCGCCAAUUCGGAUCCAAUCCCAAUCCGGAUCAGAACCCGAACCCGAGAUCCGAUGGAUCCAACAGACUUAUCCCUCUCGGAUUUCCAAUCCCAAGAGAUCCGCCGCAACGCCGACCCGGGCGCCAUCCUGCUCGCCGUGGUGGCGCGCGCAACGUAAAUCGCCGUUCGCUGCGGCGCGUGGAGGAGAAGAACGACCCGACCGUUUUCCAUCCGCCGCCGCCGGAGAUCCGCGAAGAGCCCGUUCGCAGUGGCUCCUCCGCCAACCCGGCGAAGAGGAGAAAGCUCCUCGGCCGGGGUCCUUUAACCUACAUGAUCCGACAGCUUUCUCUGCAGCGCGGCAUUCCGCCGCCGCUGCCGAAGCUUGUGAUACAGAAGACGCUGUCCCGCACCGACGUGGACUCCAACCAAAACCGGCUAUCCAUCCCGAUAUCCAAAAUCGACGACGAUUUUCUCACUGAUGCGGAGAAGCAGCGCUUCCGCAGCGAGAACAAGCGGUCGAACCACGUGAAUGUUACGAUCAUGGCUGCAGCAGCGGUGGAGGAGCUGUCGACGGAGAACGUGAAGCUGUCCCGAUGGGAUAUGCACAAGGGGGAAGGCAAAAAUACGUAUUCGAUUUACGCCAUCAACGAGGGGAUGCUUGUGCAGCUCUGGUUUUUCCGGCUCCGGGAGGAGCUGUGCUUCGCGCUCGUGCAGUUGUGA
This is a messenger RNA of Salvia hispanica, 966 nucleotides long. The record is from RefSeq and is a predicted model, not a curated record. NCBI's taxonomy places the organism in Eukaryota, Viridiplantae, Streptophyta, Magnoliopsida, Lamiales, Lamiaceae.